Protomyces lactucae-debilis is the source of this 1115-nucleotide messenger RNA. RefSeq lists its product as uncharacterized. The record is from RefSeq and is a predicted model, not a curated record. The coding region runs from base 355 to 939 and encodes 194 amino acids. NCBI's taxonomy places the organism in Eukaryota, Fungi, Ascomycota, Taphrinomycetes, Taphrinales, Protomycetaceae. The transcript has 3 exons.
UAUCCGCCUCUUCAUUUUCGCUGUUAUCCGCUGUGCUGUGGUCCUGUGGAGCUUUCUUACGAUAAUCUGCCGGUUGGCUCCGGCAGACUCCUGUCAAGUUUUGUAGGGCAUGCAUAGUCAUGUGAGGAAUUGACAGGGGCUGCAGAAUAGGUAGGGGCUGCGAGUUUGCGACCCAUUAUCCUGGAUUUAUCCAGGUCUUGCAGGAGUAUCAGAAUGUCGCUGUGCUCGCUUGGCUUAAGAACACCCGCACAUCAUCUUCCCUCAUGACAUACCAUUUCCAGACACGCAACACGUUUACAAAGCCCAACCUCUCGAUACGCUCGCGCCUUCUUGACACAGCAGUUGAGACUCCGUAUGAUGGCUUCAAAUGCUAAAGGGCACCUCGCUUUAUCGCUCCUUCUCUUCUUGCAACAGGGAGGCCAAGCAAAGGAGCCAGACUGCAAGAUGUUGGCUGUCAGAGCGGAGACGAGAGUGACGUUUGAAAGCAAAGUCCACCCAGCUUGUGGGCAGUGUUGGUCCUUUGGAACCUCUAGGGACAAGGAGCUGGAGGCCAUUUCGUGUCCGGAUGUAUGCGAUGAGCGCAUUGCUGACUUGAUGUAUGACACCUCAAAAUAUCGUCUUGACCCAUGCAUCCAUGUCAUGAAGUCCGACAAUCUGUCACAGUGGGAUAUUCUUUUUCGAAACCCAAAUGGAAGGGAUAUGCAAUCUACUGCUCCUGGCCUCAAAAUCUGCCAGUGCGCAGUCACGAUUAUCGUUCAGCGUCUGGUAAAUCAAGUCACUGAUACGAAUCCUCAACAGUCUACUCUGAACACAAAUUAUUGUGUCAAGCCAGAAAAACGGAUUGUUGAAGCAAAACUGAAAAUCAUCAAUGAUAACUGGUAUCCAGCGUUGAGCAGGCUAGGCGAGGAAUCCGGUGGAACCAAACAUGAUGUGAAGUAGACUUCUGCUGGAGGUGAGCCUCUUGGUGAUGUUCUUAGGCUUCUCAGGGCCGCAAUCUAUUGCGAUGCAGAAUGGCAAGACCUUCAGCAUCCUAAGGACAUACGCGAUCAAGAAGCCUCGAGAGGCCAACUGGACAUUGACAGUCAUUGCACCAUCAGAUUCGGUUCUCGCGAGAA